UUUCGUGUUGUCUGGUUGUGGAGAGUGAAGCGAGUUGCGGGACAUGGAGGAGGACUGGGACCUAUACGGCGUGGAAGAUGAGUUCGAAAGCCAGUUUGCCGACGAGUUGGAGGUCCUGGCUGAAAUGGAUGAGCCGACCUAUGAUAACAAACCCACGAAAACAAUUAAAGAGUCCAGCUUUCGACAGCGCCAACAGACCUUUGAAGAAGCCAUUGCAUCAAGUGAUGUCUUCAUCAGGAAGGAACCAACUGGUAGGAUUCAGGUCCAGGAGCACAAGGAGCAACAGGACAACAUGGGAGGCCCUGUUCCUCAGAAACGGAAUCUUGAUGUACCAAGGGAAGAAGAGUUCCUUUACCAUUUACCUGAGGACCAAGAGCAAGUAAUGACUCCCAAGCACAAGAGGCCCAGGCUAGAUGCUAUGAAGAGACUGGAGUUUAAGUCACAGGAGAGCUUACCCGAACCUCCCCCACCAGAUGAUGAGAUUACUCCACCCUCGUCACCAGACGACUUUGCCCGGAUCCAAUACCCCAGAAGUCCAAAAACAUCUAUUCAGGACAUCCUUGGGCUGAGUGAUGUAGCUCCCAUCGAAGAAUCUGCCAUCAAGGUACAGAAGCAAGUUCUGAAACGCCCACCCGUUAUGGAAGAUUACAUCAAAGUGACAUCGACAGAUGGAACAAGGGUUUACAUGGUCCUGCAAGAUGAAGAUCCGAGUCCAGAGCAGAAGUUGGUCAAUGCUGAUUUUUGGAAUCAACAAAGGCAGUUACACUUGCUGGGAGUACCUUUCUCCUAUUUGAAGGAACAAGUUGCUGAAGAGCGUCGUCGACAAGUGAUAGAGGAAUCUCAGAGACUGAGUGAGAUGCUCAAUAGCCAGAUUGACCAGGAGAUUGGUGUGGCUGAUGAAGAGGAAGAAACGGCAACAGAUGAAGGAGAAGCGGUUGAUGAAUUCAAUUCCAGCGCUCUGUGGGUAGAUAAAUUCACUCCUAAACAAUACACAGAACUGCUCAGUGAUGAUUACACCAAUCGCUGCCUCCUGAAGUGGUUGAAACUGUGGGACACUGUAGUCUUUGGCCGAGAAAAGACUGUGAAGAAAAGCAAACAGGUGGUAGGAAAGCAUUCAUCUUUGAAACAGUCACACCAACAACAACAGCAGCAGAAUAAAUGGAAGAGCAAGGCACAGAUUACUGAGGAGAUCCUGGAUGCUGAACUAGAUGCACAUAACAGACCAAAGUACAAGGUGGCGCUGUUGAGUGGACCUCCAGGUCUUGGGAAAACAACAUUGGCUCAUGUCAUUGCAAGGCAUGCUGGAUACAAUGCAGUGGAGAUAAAUGCAAGUGAUGACCGUAGUCCAGAGAUAUUGAAAACCAGGAUCGAAGCUGCCACCCAAAUGAAAUCUGUGCUUGGAGCCAACGAGCAGCCAAACUGUCUGAUCAUUGAUGAAAUCGAUGGUGCUCCCACUGCUGCAAUAAACACACUCCUGAAUCUUGUUAACCGCAAGGAUGGGAAGGAAGCUGAGACACCAGGAAUUGCUGGAAAGAAGAAGAAAAAGGAGGGAGGAAUUUUACGAAGGCCAAUCAUCUGUAUCUGCAAUGACCAGUAUGUGCCGUCUCUCAGACAGCUGAGGCAGCAAGCUUUCACAUUAGUCUUUCCUCCAACUCUUCCCUCCAGGCUCGUUCAAAGGCUGCAUGAGAUUGCUAUUAAAAACAGAAUGAAGGCAGACCUGGGAAUUCUCAUGAGUCUGUGUGACAAAGCUGAAAAUGACAUACGUUCAUGUGUGAACACUUUACAGUUCCUUCAUGGAAGAGGAACAAAAGAACUUAGUAUGAAGAUGAUCCAGACGGCUAAGAUAGGCCUCAAGGACCAGAACAAAGGUCUAUUCUCUAUCUGGCAAGAUAUCUUUCAACUCCCGAAACCUCAAAGAAAGCGGAUUGGCCAGGAGAGCAACUUACAAAGUGAAGCGUGGACUGGAGAUGAUCAGGAGUCCUGGAAUUCUCUAGCAAGGACCACAGUCAAUGCAGUAACACAAAGAUUUAAUCAUAUUCUUCAUCUUUCCACUUCUACAGGAGAACAUGAAAAGAUCACCCAGGGCCUGUAUGACAAUUUUCUGCACAUGAGGUUUAAGGAUCCCUCUUUCAGUGGAGUCUGUCUAGCGUUGGAGUGGCUGGGGUUUACAGACAUUCUGAAUGAGAAACUGUUGAGCGUGCAGAACUUCCAGCUGAUGCGGUAUCUGCCCUUCCUUCCUGUUGCCUUCCAUAUGCUCUUCGCAGCAUCCAAUGUUCCUAGGAUUUCCUAUCCGAGCAGCCACUAUGAGGCACAAACCAAGUAUGGUCAGAUGCAAAACCUGCUGACAUCCAUGGUUGGAGAAAUCAGCCCAGCCAUCCGCAGUCGCAUCACACUGACUGCACUUGUGUCGGAGAUCCUCUGCCUCCUCCUCGAUAUUCUUUCACCAAAAUUGCGACCGGUAAAUACCCAGCUAUAUAGCACCAGAGAGAAGCAGCAGCUGGCUGACCUAAUAGGAGCCAUGCUGUCUUACAACCUUACGUAUCACCAGGAGCGGACGCCUGAGGGACAGUACAUCUACUUAUUAGAUCCUAAUGUAGAAGAUGUGUGCCGAUUUCCUGAUCUUCCUGCCCGGAGACCGAUGACCUACCAGGCUAAACAGCUGAUUGCUCGGGAGAUUGAGCUGGAAAAGAUGAGGCGUGUAGAAGCUUUGCUAAAUAAACGAAACAUGGACAAAAAGGAAGCUACAGAAGUCAACAAUAAGCCAACAGAAAACAAGAAAAGUUUGAAGCCUUGUGUGAAAAACCAUGAACAAAGACUAGAAAAUGUUCUCAAGUCUGUAACAGUGAAAGAAGAGACUGAACGAGACUUCUUUGGACGGCGGGUGGACAGAAAUAAAAUUGUUCUGACUUCAGUGACUGGAGGUGCUGAACCUGUGAUGGAAUCAACUGAAAAAUUAAUUGGAAAAGCAGUUGGAAAAAGUGAUGUGUGGUUCCGAUUCAAUGAAGGGAUGUCCAAUGCGGUUAGGCGCAAUAUUUAUAUAAGAGAUCUGCUCUGAGA
Messenger RNA from Hypanus sabinus (Atlantic stingray), 3057 nucleotides. It is a transcript of the gene chtf18, whose product is annotated as CTF18, chromosome transmission fidelity factor 18 homolog (S. cerevisiae). Gene Ontology annotation, molecular function: ATP hydrolysis activity; ATP binding. Bases 44 to 3055 code for a protein of 1003 amino acids. The record is from RefSeq and is a predicted model, not a curated record. The transcript has 22 exons. Lineage: Eukaryota; Metazoa; Chordata; Chondrichthyes; Myliobatiformes; Dasyatidae.